This is a messenger RNA of Monascus purpureus, 888 nucleotides long. The record is from the annotation of a GenBank genome assembly. NCBI's taxonomy places the organism in Eukaryota, Fungi, Ascomycota, Eurotiomycetes, Eurotiales, Aspergillaceae.
AUGGUAGACCCCGGAAUACAUCGAGACGAAGUUUUAGACCGUCAGGUGAAUGGCCUACCAGGGAGUAAAGUUGCCAAGAGCGUCUUCCAACGGGGACAUUACUCAGAGCUCGUGGAGAAGCAGCGCACCUCCCACCACCAGGAGGCUGGUGAGAAGUUUGCAGCUGAAAUCAACAGCGCGGAAGCCGGUAGUAAAUCCUUCCUCUCCGCUGAAAAGGUCGGUGUCUACGAUCUCAGCCAGUCAGGCGACGACGAAGCCGAAAAAGGGUAUUUCACCCAAGCAGCAAAGGAGGCUUCCGCUGCUCAUCAUCCGUCGGAACUCGUGAAGAAGUCGCCUUUUUCAUGGCACAAUCUGUCCUCAGCAUUAAACCGGAUUUGCAAGCUUAGUCGCCCGGAGCUUGCCACUAUCCUUGUCGCGACUGUGGCAGCCACGCUUGCCGGCCUUGGGAUUCCCGCUCAAUCCGUGAUCUUUGCAAGCCUUCUCAACUCUUUGCACUUGUCUCCCAACAGCUUGAUGCGGGACCGAGUGGACUUUUGGGCGUUGAUGUACCUUGUAAUAGGGCUAGGCAUGUUCGCCGCCUAUUUGGGCCAAGGCGUGGGCUUCGCCUACGCGGCCGAGAAGCUCACGCAUCGAACACGACAGCGGGCUCUCCGCUACCUUCUGCGCCAGGAGGUGGCCUUCUUUGAUGCCAAGGAGAACUCGAUUGGGACCCUAACCUCCCUCCUAUCCUCCGCGCCCAGUGAUCUGAACGGACUCAGCGGAUCAGUGCUGGGGGCUCUCCUGACCUUUCUCGCCACGAUCCUCGGAGGCAUCGUCCUGUCCCUGGGAAUGGGGUUGAAGCUGGCCCUCACUGAACAUGGAGGCUCGCAUGCUGAACCACUACAAUGA